Messenger RNA from Cadophora gregata, 2007 nucleotides. RefSeq lists its product as uncharacterized. Gene Ontology annotation, molecular function: cellulose binding; hydrolase activity. The record is from RefSeq and is a predicted model, not a curated record. Gene Ontology annotation, cellular component: extracellular region. Gene Ontology annotation, biological process: carbohydrate metabolic process. The transcript has a single exon. Lineage: Eukaryota; Fungi; Ascomycota; Leotiomycetes; Helotiales; Ploettnerulaceae. Bases 268 to 1458 code for a protein of 396 amino acids.
CCCCAUCAUCCCUUCCCUGCCUUUUACCCCAGAGCUAAAAGACCCCAUUCCCCAUAAUUCAACGGAACAUCUUCCUGCGAUGCCAGAUUAAUGUGCUAACCGACGGUAUGCUGCCUCCGUGGCCCGAAAGGGGUGAUAGUUCAUCCAAACAUUUUUGAUAUAUGAAAAAGCUGCCUCGGUGCUUCGUUUGUUUUGCUUUGCUUUCGUAUCUUGUACUGUUUUGUAUUGUACGUUGCUCUUCGUAUCAACUCUUUGAUACUAUCUUUUAUGUACCUGGCACCAGUCGAACUUUUCACAAUGCCCUUUCUCCAUUCCGCCCGCCUAGCAGGCUUCUCUGUCCUCCUCCUCAGUCUCCUCUCCUCCGUCUCCGCCGCCGCAAACCCCCUCAUCCAAAUCAAAGAGUAUUUCGGACCCAACCCAACAAACGUCUCCUUCUACCUCUACCUCCCCAAGAAAAUCGCUCCAAACCCUCCCAUCCUCGUAAACCCGCACUGGUGCCACGGCACAGCUCAAGAUGCAUUCGCAGGGACCCAGCUCGCCACCCUGGCCGACACAUACGGCUACAUCAUGAUCUUCCCCAACUCGCCCAACGCCGCCGACCAAUGCUGGGACGUCUCCUCCCCACAGACGCUCUCCCACAACGGCGGAGGCGACAGCCAGGGAAUCGUCAGUAUGGUGAAAUGGACUCUCGACAAGUACAAAGGCGACGCGCGAAGAGUCUUUUCAAUGGGCACCAGCUCCGGCGCAAUGAUGACCAACGUCCUCCUGGGUUCCUACCCGGACGUCUUCGCCGCCGGAAGUGCCUGGGCAGGCGUCGCAUUUGGGUGUUACGCUGCGAACGGGUAUGCGGUGUGGAGCGAUGCCUGCGCGACGGGGAAAGUCAUCAAGACGGGCGCGGAGUGGAAAUCUAUUGUUGAGGCUGCGUACCCGGGGUAUAGCGGGUGGCGACCUAAGAUGCAGGUCUUCCAUGGGACGGCAGAUGAUAUUCUGUAUCCGCAGAAUUUGCAGGAGGAGAUCAAGGAGUGGACUGCUGUGUUGGGUUUGCCGAGUACGCCUGUCAAGACAAUUCCAGAUGGCUUGCAGCCGGGGUGGACGACGUAUAUUUAUGGAGAGAAGUUUAUGGCUGUUAGUGCGCAGGGGGUGACGCAUAAUAUCCAGACGAACGCUACUGAGGUGUUGAGGUGGUUUGAUCUGACUUGUACGGGGGGUGGUUGUUUCUCGAGGCCAGAUGGUCCUUCUGCCCCGGGCUCGACUUCAAGUUAUGUGGCUGUUCCGACGACAUUGUCCAGUAAGAGUGUUGGUAGCACUGCGACCGCAACAAGUGCUAUCAGUUCGCCGACUGGUGCUCCACAAAGCAAGUGGGGGCAGUGUGGUGGUGUUGGGUACAAGGGACCUACUGCUUGUGUAGCGGGGUCGACUUGCACAUAUUCCAACCCAUAUUACUCGCAGUGUCUGUAAGGGCUAUUUACAUUGGAGAGCUCAGCUUCUACUAAAGAUUGGUCCUCAAGCUCUGUAAAUAUGUUGCAUAAUUUCUUUGUACAUACAUAUUUAUUGGUGUUCUACUACCAGGGCACACCUCCCUUCCUAUAUCUCACCGUACGUAAUCUGUGCUGUCUUUACUCAGGCUCGGCUAAGUCGAUGUUGACAUCAGCUGUGGUACGCUAGCAGCUGUCGCCGCUUGCAAUUGAGGAAAUGCGCUGCCUACCGCAAGGAUGAAUCUCCUUCUCCCAAACAGUAAGUCCUGAAUUCCACCACGAGUGGAACAUCACAAUCUCUACUUGAGAUGCCAAUACAUAAUCUGCCCCAGAAGACUGCUUGGGAGGCAUUUAACCAACUGCCGUUAUUCAAACAACAACUCCCCCAACCUCUUCCUCGCCUCAUCCGGCUCCCACUCAACCAAAAUUCGCUCUUUCGACUCCUCCAUCUUCCUUCUCACAAACGGCUCCAUAGCCUGUCGUUCCUCCUCGCUCAAUAAAUCCACCCGCUUCUUCCACAACUCCUUCCCAU